Messenger RNA from Tribolium madens (black flour beetle), 2173 nucleotides. Its product is annotated as bicaudal D-related protein homolog. The transcript is spliced from 6 exons. NCBI's taxonomy places the organism in Eukaryota, Metazoa, Arthropoda, Insecta, Coleoptera, Tenebrionidae. The record is from RefSeq and is a predicted model, not a curated record. The coding region runs from base 231 to 1733 and encodes 500 amino acids.
CAGUGUGACAGGUGGUGUACGUGUUACUACUUUCAUUUGUUUUAUUUUUGCGUUUGUUGUUUGGUGUUGUGAUAAAAAUUGUGCGGUUGUGUGUCGGAAGUUAUCAGAGUUUUGGAAAUUUUUGGAUUUUUUAAGAUGUUUUCGUGUUGAUAAAAAAUGAGUAUCAAAAUGGUGCCUUAUCCCUAUCGUCCCAGGAUGAUCGACCGGCUUCGAAACUUGUAAUUUCAGCUAUGCUGAAAUCCCUAGAAGAUUACAUAGUAGAAAUGGAAAAUCGUAGUGCCAUGGAUCACACUCAAACUCAAACCCCAUCAGAAGACGUCUGGACUCAAUUACAACAAAAAGAAAACGAUCUUUUAUUAGCAGCUGAACUUGGAAAAGCCCUUUUAGAGAAGAACGAAGAACUGAAAAAACAACAUGACGCCGUCAUUGAGGAUUAUUCAAAAAAAUUGGAGGCUGUUGAGCAAGACCGUCAUCUCCUAAAACGUAAACUAGCCAAUAAAGAAUCGGAAUUCGAAGGGCGCAUUCUCGAAUUACAAAACGACAUAACCGAACUAUCGAAUAAACUAGCAACGAAAGAAUCUGUCUUAAAACAAUGGGACAGAGAGAAAAGCAAUCUCGUGGCAGAACUAAACGCUCAAAAUGCUCGUCUUACAACUCAAUUGAAAGAAGCAGCAGCUGUUGAAAGUCAAUUACAACAACAAAUUGAGUGUUUGAAACAAGAGUGUGCACUUGGCAAAACGAAUCUUCAUGAACAUAUGAACAGUGUUGACACUUUACGAGAUGAACUAGAUUUGGUUACGGAGAAGAAUAAAGAGUUGGAGAGAAGACUGCAUAUGGCGGCAGCUGAACGAGACAGUUUGGCUAAUGCCUUGGAGGAGGCCUCAGAUAGAAUUUUGCUUCUGGAGAGGCAUGCCAGGGAGCAAGACUUGAGGUAUCAACAUUCCUUGAAGGAUUAUUCCCUGCCACAGGAGAAAUUAUCCAUUGAAGAUAGACUGAAUGCCGGUGAACAACGAUCUCUCUUAGCAGAAAUGGAUAUAAGCGAACCGACUUUAUCCCAAGAAUGCAUGUCCGUCUACCGCCAAUUGAGAUCUUUAGUUCAACAACUAAAAUCGCACAACGACGACGACAGCGGCUUACAUUCCGACUGUUCAACAACAUCAUUCGAAGAAAACGCCCAAUUUUCAGCCGGACUUUUAAGCGAAGUCGCCCAAGAACUAGUCGGUUUAGUCUUAGAUACAGACGUGGUGCGAUUACUCGAAAGACUUGAACAAGCUAGAAGGGAGAUACAAGAAAGGGACACGGAGUUGGCACGGAGAUCGGAAAAAAUCAUGGAACUAAGCACUAAAGUUUCUGUUUGCGAAGUGGAGUUGCAAGCGGCGAUGGAGGAGAGAGACAGGGCGAGGAACGACGCGUCGAAUUCUUCAUUGGCUCAAGAAGACGUCGUGAUUAAAGCAAGGGAAGACCGCGAUUUGGCGGUGCAGAGGAAAACCAAGGCUGAAGUCGAGUUGGCGAAGACUAGAGUUGAGUUGAUGCAAGCCAAUAGUCAGUUGUUGGAAGCUAUUCAACAGAAAGUUGAGUUGAGUCAACAGCUCGAGCAAUGGCAGAUGGACAUGCAGGAGUUGUUGGAUGAGCAGUUGCGCAGCAAGUUGACGUCGCAAGAAGUCAGUAUGAAGCAAAUUGUGGCGCCGGUGGCGCCCCCUCGAAGGAAACUCCUGAGUUUCUUCCUUCGAUAGCAUUCCGAAAAGUGGGAGAAUUUUGCCGAAUUCACAUUGCACGGAUCUGAUUAUUUUUGCAACGUGGUGGAGAUCUACAUUUUUGUUUUAUUUUGGAUUGCGUUUGUGAUUUUUCUUUGUUGUUUUAAACUGUUGCGAAACGUGAUGAUUUUUUUUGUUGUGAUCUGUCGAAUUGCACUUUGAUUUCUGCAAAUUCUCAGAAUGUUGGAGGUAAUUUUAGGCAAAAUCGAUGCUGUUCUGUGAUUUAAGAGUUUUUUAAGUAUUGUAGGUAUUUACAUAGAGAUUUUUAAUUACUUAUUUUUAGAUGUUUGUAGCGAAUUAACUUAGUUACCAAACACGUUUUGGUCUUUAAAGUCAAUUUGAAGUGCAUUUAAUCCGUCCGAUCGCUAAUUAAUGCUGUUACCUUGAUUAAGAAAAUGUAAAUAAACUAUUUUAUGAAA